GUCACAAUCCCCUGGCAUGUCGCCAUUGACCAAAUCGACUGUCGUAGAGGUCUCUGCCUUGGAUAAACUCGUUCUUUCGCAAGCUGUUUGGGAGUUUGGUCUAUCAUGGACCCAGGUCUCUCGUACUCUGUCUAAACACCCCCUCCUUUCACAUCCCAAAAGUUACUUCACCGCUCAGUCAUGCCACGCGAUGUACGAUGCGAUGAUGAUAGAGGCGGGGCUAGAACUAGACGCGAUGGAGGAUCCAGUGCACGCACCCACACAUCUCAAACUUGCCGAAAAAUAUCAUGUUGAGCGUGUUCAGGAGCUGCGCACGUUGAUUGAAGCGGAAGAAGAGCACUUCAAGUCUAUAUCUGAUGAAAUUGACGAACUCAGACUUGGGACAGACAUUCCGGCCGAAGUUCCGGGAAUGAGUCGAACAAAUCUGUUGAUGAAACGCCGGACGAGGUCCAGCCGAUCGAAGUGCACAGUGCUACACCGGUGGAACCUGUAGAACCUCCUCCAGCGGUCGCUCUGUCGGCAAGUGAAGAUGAACCGUCGGAGCCACUUGAAAUCCUGCAAGAGAGCGAUGCAACAGUGAAAGUUGCGCAAGAGGGACCGACGAGUCCUCCACUAGCAGCCGAAGUUCCCUCCUCAGACGGUUUCGAAGUUAGCAUGGACAUCAGCGACAUCGAGAAGGAAGAGGCUACACCUGAAGCGCAAUCACCAUCUCCUGCUAUCAUGGAUGUCGAAGACUUGGUCAAAACGGAGGGAGAGUCGCCGUUAGCACCAUCACGGUCAACGUCUAAAGCUCCAGAGGCCUCAGAUGUUGCAAUGCCUGUUGAUGUCGAACCAGAAACCCUGCUUGAGCUAAAGCCUGAAUCAGAUAUCGAAGAGAGCAAAGAUGACGAGAAUCCCGAAUCCCCUGACGAUGAGGUUGAAGAAUCCGCCGAAGUCGAAACUCUCAAAGCAGACAGUGGAUCACCCGCAGGAUCUGUUACUGUUGAACUACCAGACGCGGAAGAGGUCGAAUCGGCUAUAUCAACUCGACGUUCCACUCGCGGUCGUCCAAGUGCAGCCGCGACAUCGGCUGCGACACCCAAUGUGCCAAAAAAACGUGGCCGCAAACCCAUGCACCGGCCGACGCCAUCGCCAGAGCCGGAUAUCGAAUUUGAUGUAGAAACUGCUGCUCCCGGACACCUGCAUCACUGGCCGAUUUAGAUGAUCUUCCGCUAAAUCGACGUGGCAAACGCAAAGCAUCAGUCUUCGGUGGGUUCGAUUCUCCGCGUGAAAGAAAGCGAGCGAGAGAGGAAUCGGAGCCUGUUGAAGAUGAUGAACAGCCCUUGACACCAUCUGGUUUCCGACGUCGCGGAACCGGACGCACUGAGGAGCAGGUCGCCAUCAAACGCUUCCAGACUGUCAUAGGCAUGGUGCAUUCGCAAAUUUCGCAGCACCGAAACGGCAAUAUCUUCCACAAUCCCAUCAAACGCACUGACGCCCCGGACUACUAUGACAUUGUCAAGCGCCCUACGGAUCUGAAGUCGAUCAAAGCCAAGAUCAAGGAUGGUGGGAUCACAAACUCGCUCGAAUUUCAAAGGGAUAUCUACCUGAUGUUUGCCAACGCGAUCAUGUUCAACCGCCCAGGAUCUGACGUACACACCAUGGCAGAAGAUAUGAUGAUGGAAAGUGAUGCUCAAAUCAAUACCUUCCGACAAACCGAAGGCUUUGUACGCGGCUCGCGAUAAUUGAUUACUUGUAAUUACUGCUUGGACCCACUGUCUCGCGAGACAACACAUUUACGUCCUUGGACGCGUGACAUAGAGGAUAGAUCAAUAUUUGUCAUCAGGAUUUGAUCGGCGCUCUCCGUGCAUCAUCAUCUCAGUCUGUCUGUCUCGGUGUCCUCGAGUGAUGUUUUUGGGCGCCAGACGACUUAUUCUGUAAUCACACCUCCGGGAAGACCAGCAUGUUUGUCGCCAGCGUGCUUCGCUGGCUUCUCCUCCUCCUGCGUGCCUUGUUGAUUACCCAGCCCCAAGGGUCUUCGUGGUGGACAGUCUUCCUGGUCUGGCUCGUCCGCCUGGUCACCUUCUCCCUCCUACUCCGCACCUACAUCUUCCCAUGGACGAUCACGCGUAUGUCGAAGCACCUCCGCAUCAGGAGCAUCAGUCUGCGGUCCAUCCGUGGCCUAUACGCACGGUUCGGCGCACAUACGCUGCGGGCUGACCGCAUCAGCUGGACGGGCGCUUACAUCGACGGCUCGUGGCGCAUAACACUCCAAGUGCACGGCUUCGUUCUCCAGGUCGGCAUCCCGCCACGCAAGCCGACGGCACCCAUCCGCACACCCAAACACUCCCGCUCACGGACCCUCGCAGCGAAAUUCGCGCCGUCUCCCAUUGCGCACUACCUAUGGCGGCUCGUCUCGCAGAUAUUCUUCGUCGUGGAUCCAUUCAUCCGACCCGUCGUGCGGACGUACUUUACGGGAUGUCUGCGGCUGGUCAUCGGCGCGGUGCCAGGGAUCAGCCAGGCGCUCGUCCUCGAUCUGCACUCCCCACGCAUCACAUUCGCCGCUGUCCCCGGCGCGCAGGUUGUCACGCAGACCGUGUCCGUGCGCUCGGUCGUGGCGUUCCAAGAGGCCCAGGGCGAAAACAAGCAUAGCGGCCAGACUCAUGCUCAACAGCGCGCAUCGUACAGCCUGGCUGCCUGGAGGAGACGGUUUACGCAUAGCGUGCAGCGCUCCUGGGACCGAGCCUGUGCGACGACGCACGGGGCGAUAGACGUGAAAGUGAAGUUGCAGGGCAUCACUGGAUCCAACACGAGCAACUUCAUCCAGCUGCCUGGCUCGAUUGACUUGAUUGGGUCCUUUGGGUUUAGUCCCAGGCGCGGAUCCGUAGACCCACAUAGCGUGAAAGUCGCGUUGUCCUUGACAGAGACGCAUGUCGAGAUUGGGCCAUUGCUGGCCUUGCUGAAGGCGCUGGCACAAGAUGCCCCGGAUACAACACCUGAGUCACUGCCCCCGCUUGACACUUCGUUGUCUCCGCUCGUGUCUCCAGGGGGGAUGUCAUUCUUCACGUCACCAAUCUCACCCACCAAUUCACGUUCUCCGCUCCUGAGUGCAUUCACGGGUACUAUGGUGCGACGGCAUCAUCCGCAAAACGCUAAGCUGAAGGAUGUCAAAGACACGUCCAUCCUUUCCUUUUUGUCCGAAGCGACUUUCCGGAUGUCCAGAAUCACCGUUUCGGUCGACUCGCACAUAGAAGACCGGAGAUAUAACUACUGCGUCAACUCUAUAGAUGCCUCCGCACGGAUCAGCCGCCCAGAACGGGACGCACUGCAUCGAAGAUGGCUGGGUGCCAAGAAGAUACCCGCCGACCCGGAAGGGUACGUCCUCGACGUGACCACCGGCGAGCUGCGCGCCAAUCGCGACUCUCUGCAUCUUCUGUCGAUCAAGUCCGUGUCGAUCCGAACAUUGGCGGUCCAGUGGCCGCCGGGAUGGCUCCAUGCCAGUCCGUUCUUAAGUGGGGACCCAAAUGCCCCGUUUCUUGCUGUGCAUGUCGGUGUCGGCCCCAUCCGCUUGACGGAAAGACUUGACUGUCUGCUCAUGAUGACGGCAGCUUUGCCUGCACCAGCCAAGCCGGAGACAGAACCAGAACCAGCGACAGAGCGCUAUCUGCCACGAGUAGCACUGGAGUUGGAAUGCCAGUCAAUCAGCGGGACUCUAGUUGUCAGUGAUUCGGCGUCCAUCGGGCUGCGGACGGACGGCUUUGUGCUAUCGGUGGUGAGCCAGUACAUCCCCCGGCGAGGAGGACGGGCGUCGAUCCCGGUAGACGCCGUGCACCUGCAUCUGACGGCGCAAGUCGGAUUUGCUCUCCGGCCGACAUUUGUGCGUGUGUGUUCUGGCCCGGUGGAGGACCCGGUGCUGCUUUCGAUGGAGUCGUUCGAAGUGACCGGCCACUGCCGGGCCGAUGCGACGCUGAGCGACGACUCACAUACUGCUCUGGUGUACUUGCCCUCUCGGACGAUUGAGGUGCUAUGCACUUCUGAUGCGUUGUGUGUCGAACUGUGGCACCCGCUGGUUGUGCAGACCCUCCUGCACGUGCUCUCAGCUCUACCGGCGCCGGCACCGAAGACAUCUACGUUCUCCGUAAGCCAGCUGCCGAAGGGUGUGUUCGCGACGUUCUCCCUGGCGCGGUUUGUGGUGUUUGUGACUGCUCCCGAUCUCAAUCCAGAUGACACAAUGGAUCUCGCUCGCGGAUUCGCUGUGCGUGCAGUUGGGCUGGCGGUGCAGUUCUGCUCUCUACGUGCAAAUCCAGAGCCCCGAUCCCACUGGCGGUCAGCCACCCGCCAGAUGCUGUACCUGCCACCGGAAACCCUGAUUCCAUCCGUGCUGGGGGCGCUGCGGACAAACAAUGUUGCAUCCACGGUGCACGUGUCUCUUACAGACCUGGCUGUGCGCAGUGCCGUGUCCACGCAAUUCGAAGCCGAUGAUCCCCUGAUCUCUGAACGAGACGCCCCGGGACUCAAGCAGCAGGAGUUUCUGGCGCUGCAGAAGCCGAGCAUCGUGGUUGCGCUGUCCAGCGGGACGUUUUGGCCCACUGUCAGCAGUGCGGACAACUGUUCGGUCACCGUGACUCUUCCCAGUGUCAAGGUGUCGUUCCAGCUCGCCCAUCUUUACAGUGUCUUACUGGGCGCAUCGACUGUGCACAAGCUCGCUGGUGCAAGACGAAAAUCGCCGAUCGUGAAACAGCCCAUGCCAUCGUCAUUACACGUGACGACCAAUGUGCUCGUGAAGACUGUUCACUUGAUCUGCGCUCUGCCGGCACAAUCUGCGCACUUUCGCUGGGACGGCCUCAGUGCCGUGCUCAAAGACAAGGCGAUUACGGCUUCGUGGGAGCGUGCAACUGGCUGGGUCAAAAUCCCUGCAAGCAGCACCCCUAAGCUUUGGGCUGGUCCGCACUCUGAGCGGUGGGAAGAGCUGCUGAGUCUGCGCCGGUGGACAGCCACCAUCGAUGCCGGGGACAUCCUCAUUGACGCUGAUGCCGCGAGGAUCCGCAUCGCACACGGAUUCGUGUUGGCCGAUCUGGUGCUCGACAUCAGUCUGUGCGUGAAAUCCAUCAAACACCUCGGCCGCAUCUGCUUGCUCGGCGAGUUCUCGUCUGUUCCAUUCCCCGAGGCCGAGGCGGCCAAGCACGUGCCCAAGCUGACGCUGAACAUCCGCGCUCUGUGCGUCGAGGCCGCGGAUGAUCCGUUCGAGACGAGGCUGGGGCUGGCGUCGCGUGUGGGACUGGACGCAGCCAAGAGUCGGAAGGAUCGCGAUGAGGCGUUCCAGGCGAAGGUCAACUCGAUUCUCGCGGCCGAGUCGUCCUCGGAUUUCAACUUCACCUCCCAGCAUUCCGUAUCGAUCAGCGAUGCGCGGGAGAGACUGGCUGAGGUGCAUUCCGUGGACUGGAUCAUGCGGCUGAAUAUGGCCCGGCAGAAACAGGCCAAGGACGAGGACUCGUUUGUUCGGAAGCAAUUUGGUGUGGACCACACCACGCUCUGCAGUCUGAUCGAGGUCACCCCUCCGCCGUCUUCGCCCCCCUUGUUACGAGCCCUGUUCACGAAUAUCUCGCUCAAUCUGUCACCCCCGUCGUUCCCUAUAGAGGCCCUCCCCAGUUUCUUACACAAGCAGGGCGGCGGACUCCCUGUCGACACGCAGUUCUCGUUGCUCGUCCCGCUCCACCUGAACUUUGGCGUGUCGUCGCUACGCGUCACUCUGCGAGACUACCCGCUGCCGCUGGCCUGGAUCCCGCCCCGCUCAGACAGCACACUCUUUGCGCUCGACUUUGAUGGGGAUCUCGUGAUCGCAGAGGAGAUGUGCACGGACCUGUCCGUCGACUGGGUCGAGUGUCCCGUCGUCCCGGUCAAUUACGGCAUGCCGGGGUCGGCGCCGUUCGCGUUGUCGAUCCCCAAGACCAUCAUGCCGGUCAAGUCGUAUGCGAAUCCCGUGAUUUCGGUGUCCGCGGACGAUGCGACAGUUUUCACAUGGGGCGUCAGCUAUGGAUUCGCCACACAAGAUGUCAUGCGGGUCGUCGACACGCUCUCCAGCGCCCCGCGAGACGCGUCGCCUGCGAUGGGCUUCUGGGAUAAGAUGCGGCUCAUCUUCCAUUGGACCAUCACGACUGAGUUUGCCAACGAGGUCCGGCUGCAGAUGAAGGGCUCCCGUGAUCCGUAUCUCAUCAACGGCGAAGGGGCUGGCUUUGUCCUGGCUUGGCGGGGUAAGCCACGGCUCUGUAUCGGCGAAAGGAACGAUGCGAACGAGCUGGUGCAGAUCAUCAGUGACUCGAUGUUGAUCGCCAUCCCAGACUUCUCCAAUUUACAGCCCAAAUAUAAACGCAAACAACGUCGUCCCCGGCCAUUCAAAAAAGUGUGUGCGACGUUCAGUGCCGGUGUCUGCUUCGGAAUCGGGUUCGUCAUGGAACGGUCCUGUGGACCCGAGUGUGUCCUGGGUUGUUCCGGAUCAGCAUUCCACCGGCAGUGCCGUUUGUACACUUUCCGGCCGCACUACGAGGUGAAGAUGGAGAGGAAACCACCGGGGGUCGUGCCAGAACGUAAGGGGCCGGACGACUCGUACAACGGCUUCCGGUCGGAUUUCAUCCAUCUUUCCGUGUCGCUCACGUCCGCACUGAAAGCGGAGUCGUCUGCGCCCAGCAGUUUGCACUUGACGCCGUUGGCGUUUACUCAUUUCUGGAGCUGGUGGAAGCUGUUCGAUGGGGUGCUGAGUCUGCCUGUGCGACAGGGCCUGGCCUGGCCGCACCGUCCCAUCUCACCCAAAUUUGGACGGCAUCUUGCCACGAUCAAGUAUCGCAUUGGGGUGCGGAAUCUGUACAUCAUGCACGGCUACAUCGACGACUCGCGGGAGACCUGGGCGGAUGGGCUGACGCCGUGGGUUGGCGUCAAGGGCUUCAUCGAUCAUUUCCAAGUCGACAUGCAUCAGCGAGAGGAGGAAAAGUCGGUCGACAACAAGAUCAUCCGCCGCAAACCCUUCUACGCAGUCGAACUGGCCAUGCAGGGGAUCGAUCUGCGGGCCCUGCUAGCCGUCUUCGACGAUCCCAUGAAAGCGCAAGUCGGGGUCGGCGCCUCGCCGCAGCGGAGCAACUACCUCAACCGCCGGGCGGAGCUGCCCCAGGUGAAAGAUGAGCGCUGGUGCGACGCGGAGGACUUUGUCGAGCUCGAUUGGGCCGCGCGGGACGUGGCGUCGGGGGCCCCGGGGCCGGCACUGCAUUUCUUGCCGGUCGGCGUGUGCCCGAGGUUCACGUAUUUCAGACGCGGGGGGACGCCGGAGGACAGCAAGUUCGGGGAUGAGAGGUCGCACACGUGUUUCUUAGGGAAAGAACCGUCGGUGCCCCAGGUCCAGGUUGAGCUGGCCAAGGAGCGGCUGAGAGAGUUGUCGGAUCCUAAAAUGUCGGACAUUUUGAAAGACUAUAUCAAGAUCCUCGAAAACCCGGAAUCACCGAUGGACCACAACUACCAUCUCCCAGCAGACAGUCUCUCAGAAUCUGAAUGGGCUGAAUUCGAUAACGUUUUCCAAGUUCAUUGCCCAAAGCUGUUUUUGGACAGUGCGGUCAGAGACAUCAUGGUUCAAUAUUAUUACUGCUCUCGGGCCCGGAAAGGCCAGGAAUAUCACAUGGCUGCUCGCGCCGUCCAGUUCAUCCGGGAUCAGGCCGAACAGGCGCUCCACAACACGAACGGCGACAAGCACGGCUCGCCGGUCCAGGGUGCUGCGCAAGUGCUGAAGAAAAUCCUCACCGGGGCUGAUUCCCCGGCCAACGCACCAAAGCAGCAUCAGCCCGCCAUGAGCAUUGACCCGGCCUCCGGUUGGUCCGACGGCGUGUCGCUCGAGAAGGCGCACUGCUGUCUUCUGCUUAAACCGCAGAUCGUCCUCCGCGACGAAUGGAAUUCGGAGCAGAGCUGUGUCGUAGCGGCUGUGCAGGCGAAGCUGCAGAGCUACACGAUCCUGGACGACAAGAACGUGGAUGACCCGAUCAACGGCAAGAUCAUGUCCCGGACGUACACGACCCUGUCGGGCUUGCAGACGUUCACACCCGAGUCGCGCGAAUACGCGGGUGACGGGUGUGUUCCGCUGGAGGUGCUGAUCGACUUCCGGUGCGACACGGAGGAAUUCCAGCGUCUGGUGCCGCAGACGGACGCGGCCUUCCACUACGACAAAUUCAACCGCCUGCGGUUGCGCAACAACGUGGUCCCCCGGAACUCCGAGUUCCGGCAUCUGCAGGACCAGACGGAUCUGAUCCAGGUCCACAUCCCCAAAUUCACCGUGACCGCCAACGACGCGCAUUUCCAGAUCAUCUCGAGGAUCGUGACGAAGCUGAUCCUGUUUUCCGACGCGGCGUUGAAGACGCGCACGAACAAGCUCGAGACGCUGCUCUUCACGUAUGACUUCAAGGAUCUGUUUUCGGUGGCGGGCGUGGUCAAGGACUUGCAGACGGGACUGCGCGAUGCAACGGAGACGGAGGACACCGCCGAUCUCAGCCAUCUGGGUCUCGAGGAAGGUGCGUUGGAGCUGUUGAAGCUGAAGGCGCAUAAGAUGCUCCUGUCCGAAGAGCUCAAUGCUCUGUUCGACUGCAUCCAACUGGCCCAGGACGAGCGAGACCAGCAAUCAGAAUCCAAGUCAUCGCUGCUGCUGCACACGUCGUCGUCCGAGAUCAGCUGGAGGAUGCUUGACGAGCAGCGGGAGAUGUUGGCCAAGCUGGUCGUGCAGGACAUCGACUUUUGGUGGCUCAGUCGCCAGGACAGCUCGAGCGUCAAUGACCUCAGUGUGGGCAAUCUGCAGGCGUUCGAUGGCGCGCAGAACGCACGGUGGGCGGAGAUUCUGUGCAAGUACGAUGAGCCGGCGAACCAUCCUUUGCUCAAGAAAGGGAUAUUUGUGAUGGCGACGUGGUCCGUCCUCGCUCCAGUGGGCGGGAUCACGAUCUACGAAUCGUUCGAGCUCAACUUCCACCCGAUGCGGCUGCAGGUCGACGCCCGCGUCGGGCGGCGCAUCAUGGAAUACGUCUGGCCCGAUCGGAGAAACCGUAAAAUGAUCCUCGAGGACGAUAGCCAGCCGACGUCGGUCGAUCAGUCACCGCCGGAGACAGCGGAGCCGUCGCAGAUGCCGAUUGGGAUUUCGGCUUCAGUGCCGGCUUUGGCGUCCACGACGCUGGCACCGACAGCGUUGGCCGCGCCGAUGCGGCUCAGCGCGUCGAGGUCGUUCACGGACUUGCGGUCCGCGACGUUGACCCCGCCUCGGACGUUGCAUCGGACUGCGUCGAGCGGAGCUCUGCGGCAGGCCUCGAUGCCGGCUCCCAUCUCCCAUUCCUCGUCCACUGCUAGCUCGAGCACACAGAAGAACGUGGUCUCGGGCCCGCGCAAGACGGGCGACGCUGCUGAGAUGAAGACCCGGUCGUCCCAGAAGAGUUUCGUGCUGGUCAGGAUAUCGAGUCUGAAUCUGCUGUUGAGCGUGUCGAAAGAGCAGUCUUUCGUCUGUCGCGACGCGCAUAUCAGAACGAGGGACCUUGAGUAUCGGAACCAAACAUGGAGUUUUGAAGAGCUUGUGAACCAAUUCAUCCCAUCGGACAUGAGCUGGAAAGGCUGGCUCAAGAUGGCCUUCCACCAGCCGCUGGUCCCCGUCCUGCCCGUCGCCCGGGAACUCAUCUCCAAGACGAAGUGGAUCGCAGGCAAGGCCGUGACGAAUGGGCCCGGGGAGGACUCGGACACCGACAGCCAGCGGCGAUGGAAGCUGGGCAGGAGACACCGGCCCGAGACGCCGCCGGUCGAGUCCGACUCGGAGUCGCGGUCCUCGAUGACCCAGAGCCACCCUCCCACGCACAACAAAAAGUUUGCGACCAUUUUCGGGCGUAAUCGGACGGGGAGCGCUGGCGUGGCUCAUUUGUAGCAUCUGACGGAUUUGGCUCGAUCUGCAUACCACCAUCUACUUUUUGCCGCUUACCAUUGGAUAGACACGCAUACAUGUACCAACUCACUCAUACUACACCCGCAUUUUACUCACCGCCUUCGCAACGGAGUUAUUAUUAUAGAUAUCGUAUCGUCUACCUACUGCUCGCUGUGAAAAGGAUCUGAUCUGUUCUGCGAUUUCCUUCAGCACCUGUCUAGAAACCAGGCAGCUUGUCCGUCGAGAUUGGACCGCUUCCAUCAGAGGAAAACAUCGCGAUUGUUACAAUGCACUGACUUUCAUCACCCAAGUUGUACGGAUCUCGCAACAUUGCAGAAGCACCUUCCAAGUUGUUAUCAAAAUUAACACAUUACAUGCACCACAUUCAAAAGAUGCCCUCGAUCUUGCUCUUGACACUUUCGAUGUCACCCGCCAGCCCAAGCGAGGCGAGACAGCCGCUGCACGAGGCGGGCUGGGAAAAUGGGUGAAUGAAUGCCGAUAUCGCAUGUCUGUACCCAGGGUCAAGGCGUACCAGAGCGACGGCGUCCUGCACAGCAGCGAGAAUGCAGCCCGCAUCCGUGAAUGGGUCUGGCGUCGACGAAAACUGAGAGACGGGUGAUGGAGCUGAUGUUGAUCGAGUGCUUACCGACAUCCGCCUGGGCAACAGCCAGUCCACACGACAGUCCCACUUCAGGUGUGGUGAUGAGCGCGGUGUGGCAGUGUGGUUGAUGCGGCUAGGUACUUGCCGGUGGGUGCGAGAUUGAGCAGACACGCUGGAGAGGGGUGUCAAUGUCAGCGCCCGCUUUGCGCUGCAGACGGUGAUCCGCACUCUUGAGAUCACAGCUGCGCUGGGUCAAGCGUGUCGGAGCGGCAGAUGCGAUUGCAGCAAGUGCGAUGAUGGGAGCAAAGAGCAUGGGCGAUUGAAGGAGAAGAAAAAGUAAAGUAAAGUUCUGGCGGAGAAACGGGAAAAAAAGGUGGCUCAGCCGCCCGAGAAGAAGAAUCAGUUCCAAUCUCGUCGAGCUGGGUAUUUAUUGUAGACACGGAUGCGAUGCCGCUGGGCUAGCCGUUGAAGACAAUCAGAGCAAUUCACAUGCAGAUCAUAGUAAAGCAGAAUCAGAGAGAUUGAGGACAGCCAGAGAGAUUCGAUGACCAGACAAGUCAGCAGUGUGCGAUAGACAGUGUCCUGGAGAAGUGCCCGUGGCAUCUCGAUACAAGACGUCCUGGGCCAGUCGGGCCUGGGUCGACAACCCAUCUUGCGACGCAGAGAUCCCCAACCAACGACUGAGCUGUGGACAGCCCGACAAAUGCAUCGAAAUUUGUCCGACUCUGGUUUGAUGAUGAAAGUCGGAAGGGGCUGUUCAGCGGAUGGCGGUCACAGUGGAGGGAAGUAUGUUAAGCGCUUUAGGAUGGCUAAAUCGGUGUACACCAAAACCGACGCAGCGGGGCAUCAUAUCGUUGGCGUCCAAUCGGGAGAACACUGAACAGUCGGUUCGAUUGAUGUGAUGACGGGGACGACGGAAAGAAGGGGCGCGAUCGGUUGCUCGAAAGUAUGUAACGUGCGUGCGUCUUCGGCGUCAUCACAUCCUUCUGCUCUCUCCCCACCCUUCCCAAUGAAAAUCGCUAUCGUCGGUUCAGGCGUCUCCGGCCUAAGCGCCACCUGGCUCCUCAAUGAGUACAGCGACCACGAAGUGCAUUUGUACGAAGCCGACGACCGACCUGGCGGACAUGCUAACACGGUCAUGUUUGCGCCACCAGGAAAGAAGGAGGGUGUGUAUGUCGAUACUGGCUUCAUUGUUUUCAACCCGAGCACAUACCCCAACUUCAUCAACUUUCUCGAAUUGAAUAAGAUCCGAAUCUUGCCGACGGAGAUGACGUUCAGCGUGUCGCGCGAUCGCGGUGCCUUCGAGUGGGCGGGAGACACGAUCUUCACUGUGUUCUGCCAGCCGUGGAGGCUCGUCGAUCCUGACAUGUGGCGCUUGCUGUAUGACGUGCUGCGGUUCAACGCGUGUGCGCGGUCCAUUCUACGCGACGACUUUCCGGCGGAAACGUCUAUUGGGGAAUACCUGGACAAGGAGGGGUAUUCUAUGUCCUUCAAGGACAAUUAUCUGAUUCCCAUGACGGCUUGUAUCUGGAGCACGCCGCCGGAGAAAUGCGCUCUUGACUUUCCCGCGAAGACUCUCAUCCAGUUCAUGAGCAAUCAUCAUCUGCUCCAGGUGACCGGAAAGCCGUCUUGGUUGACACUGGAUGGGGGAAGUCGAGUCUACGUGAAUCGCAUAUUGUCCAAGCUGCCUGAACAUCAACUGCAUUUGUCUACUCCGAUCAGAGCGGUCACGCUCUCGAUCCUGCAAGCCGGAGAAGGUCUGACUGCGGAGGAGGAAGCUAUCCUGGGCAAGUUCCAGUGGAACCAGAACGAAGCCGUGCUGCAUUGCGACACAAACGUUCGUGCGCACGCGGGUGCAUCUGAGCUGGAUGACCACGGUGCUCGAAAGGCGAAUUCGGACCAGGUGUCCUUGACCUAUGGGAUGAACGCGUUGCAGCACAUUCCUGAAUCCAAAUUCGGGCCUGUCCUGGUGACUCUCAAUCCUCCAUUCGAGCCCCGCAAGGGCACCACCGGAGGUCGCUGGCGAUACGACCAUCCAGUGCUCGACGGCAGUGCGGUCCAGGCUCAGAAGCUCGUGCCGCGCAUCCAGCGAACGCGAGGGCUGUCGUAUGCCGGUGCUUACCUCCGAUACGGCUUCCACGAGGACGGAUUCGCGUCGGGGCUCGCUGCUGCUCGCCAUUUUGUCGAUCGGAACCGGCUGCCGUUUGAAUUGGAGCUGGAUGUCGAUAGACCUGCCCCUGACGCGAAGGUCGCUGAAAUGAUCUUUGGCGAGGAUCUUUCCUUCCUCCUCCCCGUUCCUCAUAUGCCUUCCGUUCGCGUUCGUCGCAGCACCUAUGUGGCGGUCGAACCGAUACCCCCACGGCCUCUGACAGAAAUCUUCAAGCCCCCCUCAGAAACGGGUGUCCCGAUCGCUGGGUCCGACUCCACCUCGCCUCCACACACUCGCCCAUCUCCGCGCAGCAGCAGGGUGCAAAGCCAUGUCGUCGGCUCCACGCGCUCUCGUGUGCUGUCCUCAAAUUUCCGCGCUGCGUCACCCGAGUCGUUGGGGCGGUCGGCCACCCCUCUGUCGCACCACUCUGGCGUGAACACAGACGUCGUCGUACGGGCGCGCUCGGACGGCGAGCCUGGGCUUAUUGGAAGCGCCCUUAGUGUCUCUGACGCGGAAUCUCAACGCCCUGGACUGGGGCGGGACGACAGCGACCAGGAUCUGGACGACCAUGUCGACCAGGUUGUUGAGCAUUUGGAUGUUAUUGACCCUCAAGUUGCAACUGUGUCUACGCUCACUAACGCUGCAAAUGCCAUUCUUUUCCCCCCAUGGCAUUCUCACAAGCCUGUCGUGACACUGUCGUCGCCGUCUAUUUCGGACGUCACGGACCCAGAGGACGGACAGCGUCCUGGAAAAGAAUACGAGGAUUCCUUAGACCGCCAUGUGCAGGAUGUCUUGAAGAAACCUUCGAAGUUCCGGCGUACGAUGAAGGGUGUUUUAGCUUUCCUCAAAACGCCUUUGGGUGUAAGUUGUGCCAUUCUGUCGCCUGGACCGACUAAUCAGAGCCGGAGCUUAGAUGAUAACUGGAGUCUAUGGCUUCUUUUGUUUUGGGGAGCUGCGAUCGUCAUUUUCUUGGUCAAGAUCAUCAAUUUCCACAACGCAAACACACAAGGAUUUUGGGUGGAAGUCAGCUCGCAAGUAGAAAACGGCGAGAUUGUUCACUGUCACCGGAAUCGGAUUGAUACCCUCACGCGUUCUGGACACCUACAGUACGCCGCACCUCUCAGUUCGAAAGUGAUCUAUGCUGAAUCGAAUUCAGGGGUAUUCUGGAUUUGGCAUUACAAACGCAAGACCCGCAGGCUGCGUUUGAAAGCCGGAUUGCCCGUUCUGUUUGACGAGGACGAUCUACCAGACCCUGCUUACGACCCCAAUUAUGUUCACGUUCUCACCGACGAAGAGCAGAAGUAUCUGCACCGACAUGAACUAGAGCAAGUGAAGUUCCAACGGCAUCAAACCUGGUAUCGGGCACAUGGAACUGAGACUCAUCGCGCGUUCCCGAUCAACACUGCGUUGCUCAUAUGCUGUUUGAACGACGGUAAUUCCAUCUUCCAGAUCAUACUCUGUGGCACCAUGUGGGGAUUAGAUCGCUUCCAGCGGCCUGCAUGGAGCACGGGUAUUCUCAUCCCAGCCAGCUUCCUUUGUGGGAUAUUCUCUGCCGUCUUUAUUGCCAUCGGCGGAAACCACACCAAGCGCGUAGAGAAGGUGCGGGAAAGGCUGGCUGCCGCACUUGCUAUGGAUCAUCCCGCCGAUUUGAACACCGACGCGAGCAACCUUGAGAGGGGCGCGGAAAAGGUCCCGGAUCAUUAUGCCAACGGUAAUGGUCAUAGUCCUCUAGAGGAGGAGCUGGUCGCUGAUGAGCGGAUGGUCGUGCCUGCUGUGGAUGAAAAGGGCCAUCCGGCGUUUCUGCCGCCUCAGCAUUUCCAACCCCAAUACUACCAGCCCCAACCCUCUCCCCCUCCCCCUCCUGUGUAUAACCCUGACCCCGCCUCGUUCCGCAGAGACUAUUCACGACAUCUAGCGGAGCUCAAGGUCAAUUCCAGGCCUAUCAUUCAGAACCUCUCUGUCAUAGCACAAGACUUUACCCGCUACGCUGAGAUCAUUGUCCAAUGCAUCGAGUCCCACAUACGGCAGGUUCCGCAUUGGAUGAAACUUCCCGCUUUCUAUCUGCUCGACGCCAUCUCGAAAAACGUCUUUGAUCCCUACGCUCGGCACUUUUCGGGAAUCGUGGUCUCGCUGUUUCUAGACACGCACUCCUCAGUAGACGAAGUGACCCGCGGAAAGAUGGAGGAAAUGCUGAUCACUUGGAGGACAGGUUCGCCUACUGGGGCACCGUUGUUCGGCGAGCCGGCGCAGGCGGCCAUUGAGCGGGGUAUAUGGCAGAAAGGCAAUGCGGAAGUGUUCAAGGCUCAGGUUCUUACCGAGCUCGAGUUCACACUGAGUCAGAAGGAGCGGGCGUCUCACGCGAACCCUUAUGACACAACGUCACAAAACCACAUCGUCAUUCUGCAACAGUUGCGCAGAUUAAUUGAAACCGGUGUCUCGUAUCCGGAGUUAGAGCAAAUUCUGGCUCAGCUGAGGUCGCUGAUGCGACCCGUUCCUGUGCCUCAACCUCCACCACAGCCUCAGCAGGCAUGGCCGGCUCCCCCUUCUCAUACUCCAACACCUGUAUACAACAACGCACCGGCUCAACCACCUCCUUUCGGAUAUUCCGGAUCAUUCGCUAAAUCUGAGCCUCCACCUGCCAGUAGCUCGACAGCUGCGACUCUGAUAUCACAAGACAGUAUCCUGAACCUGUUGACCACGUUGAAGAAGCAAGGCUUCGGGGGUGAUAAGACCGAUGACACGCCCGAACAACAAGCACCUGAUCUUGACCGUGAUGCUUCCAGGGCCUAUCGUGAUGCCAUUUUGUUACGUGGUGUGCGACUGACAAGUACAGAUGUUACAAGGAAGCGCACUGAUGUUGCCGAGUUCUUGUACGACCGGAUGGCGCUACAGUGUAGGCAGUGCGGAGUCCGAUUUUCAGACACCGCUGCAGGGAAGCAGCGCAUGGAAGAGCAUCUUGACAUGCAUUUCCAGCAAAAUCGACGGGCCAACCAGAACAUCGGACGCGGUCACGCGAGAAGUUGGUUUGACUGGAUCAGCGAUGUUUCUGACGUCAAGGGCAAAGGUCGUGCCGAUGGAGCGAGACCUCGAGGUCUGAGUGCCAAAGCUGCGAUGGCCGCUGAAGAGGCCAAGCGGAUAGCAGAUCUGCGAGCGCAGUACGUUGUUGUGCCGCCAGGGGAGGAAGCCGUAUCUUUGGCAUGCCCCAUUUGCAAAGAAACUUUCAAGAACGAGUGGAAUGAUGAGGAAGAAGAAUGGGUCUGGCGAAACGCUGUGUCGAAGGCUGAUCGAGUGGGUGCCGGUCUUUUUUUGCGUGUGCACGAACUCAAUGGUCCUGAACGCAAGGUGUAUCAUGCGACCUGCCACGCUGAGGCUACUAAUGGGCUGGCGUUGAGGUUGAAGAGCGAGCUGGCAAGUGUAAGGAGUCGAUCCAAUACACCCGAGAAUGGGCAAAUACCGGCCUCUGCUUCUGCUGUGUUGACCAAAGUAGCGUCGGCCUCUCUGCUGGGCACUGUAUCACCAUCACGAGGGUCGUUGUCGCCGACUCAAAAACAGUUUGGGUCGGAUAGUAAGCCUUUGCUCGUAGGGAUCAAACGUAAGGCUGAGGAAUCGGAACUGGAAGCAAAUGGUGCUGGCUUGCAUUCUGAAGGCACUCCGCCCCUGAAGAAGUUGGCAUUGGCUAUAGAGUCAUAGUUUUCCUCGUUCUAAGCAAGCGGCGCGUCAUCCGGGCCUUAUCUUUAUUCAAUUACAGGACUUAUGCACAGCACAUCCAUGUACUAUGAUCAUCGAAAACGCAUUUUAGUCUCGAACUUAUAUUCCGUGUGUAAAUGAUGAAUUAAAUCAGACUCCCUCUGGCGGACGCCGAGCAGUGCGGUCC
Molecule: messenger RNA, 16525 nt
Organism: Mycena citricolor
Lineage: Eukaryota; Fungi; Basidiomycota; Agaricomycetes; Agaricales; Mycenaceae
Source: the annotation of a GenBank genome assembly